Molecule: messenger RNA, 1708 nt
Organism: Colletes gigas
Lineage: Eukaryota; Metazoa; Arthropoda; Insecta; Hymenoptera; Colletidae
Gene: IFT52
Product: intraflagellar transport protein 52 homolog
Exons: 6
Coding region: 328-1596 (422 amino acids)
Biological process (GO): cilium assembly; intraciliary transport
Cellular component (GO): intraciliary transport particle B; cilium; centriole
Source: RefSeq, a predicted model, not a curated record
AAGAAACAACUUUUCGAAUAUUCUUAGAAUUUCUAAAUACUCUUCACCAAAAUACGCGUUGUUCGAAAAAUUAUUUUCGGUCUACUCGUAUAUUUCGUCCUUACGUUUUACGCUCCUGACGAAUAGCACACUGUAAGUAACCAAUUACGUUUGAAAGUUUGAUGUGCAACAGUUGCUACUAGCAACGUUGAACUAUAUAUGACUGUAUCAUUCGAAACAUAUUUUUAUUAUGUAGUACACAAUAUAAACGUAGGAAGGGGAUAACCACUUUAAAAUUUAUUAAGUCACGAUAUUUAUUGAACUUACUGUAAUACAGUGACAAUUACUAUGAGCUCGAUUUUUGGUGAUGGUGACAGCAACAAUAACAUAAAUACCAUAAUUUUUGACAUUUCAAAGUGCGAGAGAAAAUUAAAUGAAGAGUUCAAAGUGCUGCAAAGAAAGUUAAAAUCGAAAUGGAAAUUUGUAGAAAACAACGAUGUAUUGACAGAAGAAUCGUUAUCAAUAGGCAAAGUGUUGGUGCUACCGGGACCACGAAAUAAAUUUACCGAAUUAGAAAUGAAUUCUAUUAGGACGUUUUUAAAUUCCGGCGGACAUGUAUUAGUUAUGCUCGGUGAGGGCGGUGAAAAAAAGUCUAAUACAAACGUAAAUUUCUUGCUGGAGGAAUUUGGUAUAAUGGUGAACAAUGACAGUGUAAUACGUAUGAGUUACAGUCAAACAAUGCAUCCAAAGGAAUGCUUAAUUUCACAAGGAAUGUCAAAUAAAUCUGUAUUUUCCAAAAGUCACAAUGAAUACAUAGAUAUGAAUUUCUUGUACCCAUAUGGUGCAACUUUAAAUGUGGCACAACCAUCUGUAGUUGCAUUGUCUAGUGGAUCAAUUGCAGUUCCAACAAAUAGACCUAUUUGUGCAUAUCAUUACAGUGAAAUAAACGGUAGUAAAUUACUUGUUUUAGGUUCACCAAGAAUGUUGACUGACACAUACAUAGAAAAGGAAAAAAAUGAUUCCUUGAGAGAAAUGAUAUUUGAUUUUUUUGAAUCAAAAGAAAUUGUUGCCAAAGACUCUCAAAUGGAUGAUGUAGGUUUCUGGGAGUACAAUUUUGUGCCAGAUAUAACACAACAAGCAGAUAAUCCAAAAGUGUGCACUCAAGACAUAGACAUGAUGGAUAAUCCUCAUGAAUAUACUAAGUUAUUUAAACAUCAUUUGUAUUCUGUAAACUUAAACACAGUGCCAGCUUGUAUAAAGGCUUUCGAUGUUUUGGGUGUAAAACACGAACCACUUACUUUAAUUCCACCACAUUUUGAGGCACCAUUACCACCCACUCAAGCAUCGGUCUUCCCACCAAGUUUCCAGGAAUUACCCCCACCAGCUUUGGAACUGUUUGAUUUGGACGAAGCCUUCAGUUCUGAUUUAUUAAAACUGUCACAAUUAACGAAUAAAUAUAUGGCAACAAAAGAUCUAUCAAAAGACAUGGAGUUGGAUCAUUAUAUUAGGGAAUUUGGAAGCAUUGUUAGAAUAAGCAAUUCUGAUAGUCGCACUGCCAAAGAAGUAUUAAACUCUGUCUUUCAAAGUAUUUGCAGUUAUAAAGCAAUGCACGAAUAAAAAAAUGGUAAAAAUUGUAAAUAUUGUAUGUUGCUAUUUUAGAUUAAAUUACAAAAUUAAGAUACAUGUACAUAUAUACCAUGUGAGAAUAGAAGAGAUUACUAAUUAAAAC